AUCACGGAGGAGGACAUGAAGGAGUACAAGGAGGCGUUCCAGCACUGGGACAAGGACAACUCCGGCUUCCUCGAGCACAAGGAGUUCCGCGCCUUCCUCCUCUCCCUCGGCAAAUUCAACAUCUCCCAGGUGCCUGAGGAGAGUGGGGAUGCCGAGUGGGACCGCAUCAUGGCGCGCCUUGACCCCAACAGCGACGGAAAGGUCUCCUUUGACGAGUUUAUCGCCUUUAUGGUCGAGGAGAGCGCAGAUGCAGAGUCUGCCGACCAGCUCCUCGAGGCCUUCCGCGUCCUCUCAAACGGCCAACCGUAUGUGCUUGCUGCCGAUCUGCAACGUGAGCUGUCGCCUGAGCUGUACGAGUACUGCAUUGCCAACAUGAGCACAUAUGAUGACGGUCCCGAGGGUGCUCUCGACUACUCCUCCUUUGCAAACGCCCUUUAUGGCGAGAGCGACCUCUGAGCGCACCUCUUGUCGACUGACAUGAACCACCGCCCCUUUCCCCUGUUUUUGCGGCUCACUUGCGCUUCUCUUCCUUGCCUCACUGCGUUUUGUUUGUUGCCUUGCUUGCGUUGAGUUGCGUUGCGUUUGGAGUUGCCGUGCCUUGCCGUGUUCCCCCUUUCCUUAGCAUGUGCGCCCACCUCUCUGAGCCACCCCCCUUGCAUGGUAUGGGUGUGCCCUCGUGGUCCACAUGACUGUUGUCAUUUCGUCAAACCAGCAAAACGAAGACGAAAGCACGCACAAACCACAACAAACAACCACCCACG
This is a messenger RNA of Salpingoeca rosetta, 761 nucleotides long. RefSeq lists its product as uncharacterized. The coding region runs from base 16 to 456 and encodes 146 amino acids. The transcript is spliced from 4 exons. The record is from RefSeq and is a predicted model, not a curated record. Gene Ontology annotation, molecular function: calcium ion binding. NCBI's taxonomy places the organism in Eukaryota, Choanoflagellata, Craspedida, Salpingoecidae.